AAAGAUUUUAGUCAGAGGAGAGCGUAUUAAAAAUUAGAUUUUUAUUUAAAUUGCGAAACUGGUCCAGUGAUCAAAUAUAAUAUCGAAAGUGUACUAAGAAAACGUGUACUAAGAGCCCUGCAAUUUUCACUUACUAAUUCAUACGCUCGUCUUAAAUUAAAUCUAAUCUUCGUUUCCAACCAAUCCAAUAUUAUUUGCCUCUUAGUAAUUUAUAAUUGAUAACAAUUACCGUAGCAGUAAAGGCUCAUAGUUUUCAGACUUUAAGUGUUAAAGGCAAUUUGAAAAAUGCGCGAAAUCGUACAUAUACAGGCCGGACAAUGUGGCAAUCAGAUUGGCGGUAAAUUUUGGGAAGUGAUAUCUGAUGAACAUUGCAUUGAUGCCACCGGCACUUAUUAUGGCGAUAGCGACUUACAACUAGAACGUAUUAAUGUGUAUUAUAAUGAAGCUACUGGUGCCAAAUAUGUACCUCGUGCCAUUUUGGUCGAUUUAGAACCGGGCACUAUGGACUCGGUACGUUCUGGGGCUUUCGGGCAAAUCUUCCGUCCGGAUAAUUUUGUAUUUGGUCAGUCAGGAGCGGGUAAUAAUUGGGCCAAGGGCCAUUAUACAGAAGGCGCAGAACUGGUCGACUCCGUACUUGAUGUUGUACGCAAAGAGUCUGAAGGAUGUGAUUGUCUACAGGGAUUUCAGUUAACGCAUUCUCUUGGUGGCGGCACAGGCUCUGGCAUGGGCACACUAUUGAUAUCGAAAAUUCGUGAAGAAUAUCCUGAUCGUAUUAUGAAUACAUUUUCUGUAGUGCCCUCGCCAAAAGUAUCCGAUACUGUGGUAGAGCCAUACAAUGCUACGCUCAGUGUACAUCAGCUGGUAGAAAACACUGACGAAACAUACUGCAUCGACAAUGAAGCUCUAUACGACAUCUGUUUCCGUACAUUAAAGCUAACUACGCCAACCUAUGGUGACCUAAAUCAUCUGGUAUCUGCAACAAUGUCUGGAGUAACAACAUGUUUACGCUUUCCUGGUCAGCUAAAUGCAGAUCUGCGAAAGUUGGCUGUGAAUAUGGUUCCAUUUCCUCGUUUACAUUUCUUUAUGCCUGGUUUCGCUCCCUUGACCUCUCGUGGUUCGCAACAGUAUCGUGCACUUACCGUACCUGAAUUAACGCAACAGAUGUUUGACGCUAAGAACAUGAUGGCUGCUUGCGAUCCGCGUCAUGGGCGGUAUUUAACGGUAGCCGCUAUAUUUAGAGGGCGUAUGUCAAUGAAGGAAGUGGACGAACAAAUGCUGAAUAUUCAAAAUAAAAACAGCAGCUUCUUUGUGGAAUGGAUCCCAAAUAACUGCAAAACAGCUGUUUGUGACAUACCUCCACGUGGCUUAAAAAUGUCCGCCACAUUUAUUGGAAAUUCAACAGCGAUUCAGGAAUUGUUUAAACGAGUUUCCGAACAAUUCACGGCCAUGUUUAGGCGUAAAGCUUUUUUGCAUUGGUACACCGGGGAGGGUAUGGAUGAGAUGGAGUUUACCGAAGCAGAGAGCAACAUGAACGAUUUGGUAUCGGAAUACCAACAAUAUCAAGAAGCGACCGCUGAUGAAGAGGGAGAAUUCGACGAGGAUGAAGAAGGAGGUGGAGAUGAAUAACAGUUCCAUCAGACGUAAAGAUGAUAGCUAAUGUGUCUAAUUCAUGAGUUUUGCUAAAUUUUAACUUUGGGCGCAGAAUGCAAUUGUAAAAUUGGAUUGUAGCAUACUUAAUUUCUAAUUUACCCCUCAGUCAGCACUUUGUGUUCAUAUAUAAUAUUUGAUUCCUCUCUGCUGUAUACACGCAUUUCAGUGGAAUUUAUUUUUCUUGCAAUCUUUUUGAAUAACUUGUCAAUAGAACGAAACUAAAUACACAAAUAUGUCUAGACCAAAUUAAAAAAAAUAA
Messenger RNA from Bactrocera dorsalis (oriental fruit fly), 1909 nucleotides. It is a transcript of the gene betaTub85D, whose product is annotated as tubulin beta-2 chain. NCBI's taxonomy places the organism in Eukaryota, Metazoa, Arthropoda, Insecta, Diptera, Tephritidae. Gene Ontology annotation, molecular function: GTP binding; structural constituent of cytoskeleton; GTPase activity. The transcript has 2 exons. Gene Ontology annotation, biological process: microtubule cytoskeleton organization; mitotic cell cycle. Bases 286 to 1626 code for a protein of 446 amino acids. Gene Ontology annotation, cellular component: microtubule; cytoplasm. The record is from RefSeq and is a predicted model, not a curated record.